UGAAGUCAAUUUCUUUGUGUUCAGGACGAACAUCCCAGGCAACGACAUCAAGUCAGGCAAGGAGGUCUGUCAUUACUUACCCCCCUUCCCUGCCAUGGGAACCGGCUACCAUCGCUUCAUCUUUCUCCUCUUCAAGCAAGACUGCCCCAUAGAUUUCAGCGAGGAUGUUCGGCCCGUGCCAUGCCACAGCCUCAAGAUGCGAACCUUUAGCACGUUUGACUUCUACAGAAAGCACGAGGAUGCAAUGACCCCAGCAGGACUGGCGUUUUUCCAGUGUCAGUGGGACAGCUCCGUUACUUCGGUCUUCCAUCAGCUUCUCAAUAUGAGAGAGCCUGUGUUUGAAUUCGUGCGACCGCCCGUUUACCAUCCUCCACAGUUAAAGUUCCCGCGCCACCAACCUCUGAGGUACCUGGACAGAUACCGAGACACCGAGGAGCCCACCUACGGCAUUUACUAG
Balearica regulorum gibbericeps (East African grey crowned-crane) is the source of this 457-nucleotide messenger RNA. The record is from RefSeq and is a predicted model, not a curated record. NCBI's taxonomy places the organism in Eukaryota, Metazoa, Chordata, Aves, Gruiformes, Gruidae.